GCUACGCUUUAGGCUGGCCUAAAUCUAUAUAUUACUGUAAUGCAAAUGAGAAAAGUUAUUCGUGAACUCCGUGAGAAGGGCUAUCGGCCAAUACCGUAGAGUGCCUCGUCAUGAUAUCGAGUUAUUUCCAUAUAUGACUAAAAAGUAGAAAAACACAACACCUUACUAUUGUAGUUCCGAUAUAAUACUGAUCUAGUGUUUCUUUAUAUUUCAGCCAUCCUUUUGAACCUUUAAUCCGGUUAAAUCGACCCUCAAAAUGGCGUUGACUGUGGACGAGGUACUUGAAAAGAUUGGGAGCCUGGGGCUGUACCAGAUCAGGCUGAUCUUUAUCCUAAGCUACAUAGAAUGGUUCAAUAUAACCUUCCAGAUCAUGGUACCUACCUUCCUCUCUGCGGAACCCAAGUGGAUGUGUGUCCCUCAUCUCAAUAACACCGCUUGUAACUUCACUGGAGAAUUCACUGCAGUGGAUAAAAGACGAUGCGAUAUGCCGAGGGAGGCCUGGACAUUUACCGAUGAUUUUACUUCCGUUGUCACGGAGUUUGACCUGGUUUGUGACAAAGCCGUGCUCUCCUCCCUUUCCACAUCACUGGUGUUUGCCGGCUGGCUGGUUGGAUAUUUACAACUGCUGGGAAUACCACAAAUGAACAUUUACAUGCCCCAGGCUUUUAAUGCUAAAAGCUCGCACAAGAGAGUGACCAUUUACAUGUACAUUGCGCAGUCUUUAUGCUAA
Messenger RNA from Orbicella faveolata, 730 nucleotides. RefSeq names its product organic cation transporter protein-like. The record is from RefSeq and is a predicted model, not a curated record. Gene Ontology annotation, molecular function: transmembrane transporter activity. Gene Ontology annotation, cellular component: membrane. Gene Ontology annotation, biological process: transmembrane transport. NCBI's taxonomy places the organism in Eukaryota, Metazoa, Cnidaria, Anthozoa, Scleractinia, Merulinidae.